GCCCCCGGCGGGGCGGCGCCAAGAUGGCGGCCGGGGCGGCCGGUCGUGAGGGAGGAGGGGGCAUGGCGGCGCUCGUCGCCCCCGGUUUCCACAGGAAGGCCCACACCGGCGGCAGGCUGGCCGCCAUCGCGGGGACUCGGCCGUCGGUGCGCAACGGACAGCUGCUGGUGUCCAGCGGGCUCCCGGCCAUGGACCAGCUCUUAGGUGGAGGAUUAGCCGUUGGCACGCUGCUCCUGAUUGAAGAAGACAAAUACCAUAUUUACUCCCACUUGCUGUUCAAGUAUUUUCUGGCAGAAGGAAUAGUCUGUGGACAUACUGUGUUGGUUGCCUCUGCUGAAGAAGAUCCAGAGCACAUUUUAGAGGAGCUUCCUGACCCGUUACUUGAAAACAGCUAUAAAAAGGAAGUAGAUGAAGAGGCAGCAAGUGGUAAUGAAUCAUUAAAAGAAUCUGUUGACUCCAUGAAAAUAGCCUGGCGUUACCAAAAUUUACCCAAAAUGGAGGCUAGUCCGGCAUCAUCUUCCAGAUUUGGUCACUACUAUGACGUGUCAAAAAGAAUGUCCCAGGAGAUAAUCCAGUCCAUAAAGUGGCACAGAUUUUUCCUUCCAGAAGAAAUAGCUUCACAUUCUACAGUGGAACCAGGUUUUAUGAUCGAUGGCUACAACAGGCUACUUCAGUAUAUCCAGAAAGUCAUCUAUGAGGAAGGAUUUGAUGGAUCCUGUCCCCAGAAGAAGAAAAAAAACAUUUUGAGACUAGGAAUUCAGAGCCUGGGCUCCCCGUUAUGGGGAGAUGACAUCUGCUGUAGUGACUCUCCCGAACACACUCACAGCCUGACAAAGUUUCUCUAUGCCCUUCGCGGUCUUCUUAGAAUGUCUCUGUCCACUUGCAUCAUCACAGUGCCGGCACACCUUAUCCAGAAUAAAGCAAUUACUGCCCGUGUUAUAAACUUGUCAGAUACGGUAGUUGGUCUCGAAUCAUUUAUCGGCUCAGAGAGAGAAACCAAUCCAUUAUACAAGGAUUACCAUGGUUUGAUUCAUAUCCACCAGAUUCCUCGGCUUAACAGUUUGAUCUGUGAUGUAUCAGGCACAAAGGACCUGGCUUUUAAAUUAAAAAGGAAGCUCUUCACCAUUGAGCGACUGCAUUUGCCUCCAGACUUGUCAGACACAGUGAGCCGCUCAAGCAAACGCGAUCUGGCAGAAUCUGCCAAACCAAGCUCAGGAUGUGGUGCUAUGACCACAGGCAAGAAGCACCUGGACUUCUAGUGAUUCCUCCUUAGCCGUUUCCCUGAGGAUUCUGACCCCCUAAUUAUGGCUGAUAAUGGCAUGUGUAAAUAUUUUUCUUCAUGAUCUGACCCAGCAAUCCUUAAAAACACGUAUCGCAAAAUGAUGUCUCAUUCUUUAUGUUUUCCAUUGGAAAUGUUGCAGGUUUAAACUUGUGUUAUGCCUCCAUUUGGGGACAGUUUAUGAUUUGAACUGGAUUGUUGAAUUUUUAAUAAAACAAGCUCCAGAAAGUG
Tachyglossus aculeatus (Australian echidna) is the source of this 1510-nucleotide messenger RNA. It is a transcript of the gene ELP4, whose product is annotated as elongator acetyltransferase complex subunit 4. Bases 24 to 1259 code for a protein of 411 amino acids. The record is from RefSeq and is a predicted model, not a curated record. Lineage: Eukaryota; Metazoa; Chordata; Mammalia; Monotremata; Tachyglossidae. Gene Ontology annotation, biological process: tRNA wobble uridine modification. The transcript is spliced from 10 exons. Gene Ontology annotation, cellular component: elongator holoenzyme complex; transcription elongation factor complex; cytoplasm.